Molecule: messenger RNA, 565 nt
Organism: Loa loa (African eye worm)
Lineage: Eukaryota; Metazoa; Nematoda; Chromadorea; Rhabditida; Onchocercidae
Product: zinc finger protein
Exons: 2
Coding region: 38-457 (139 amino acids)
Source: RefSeq, a predicted model, not a curated record
GACGUAUAAAUGUCCACAUUUUAACUGUAAUGCGACCAUGCAGGACAAAGGAGAAUAUAACAAGCAUUUCCUAACGCACAAUAAACCAUUUCUCUACCAAUGCAAAAAUCCCGGUUGUGGGAAAAAAUUCAUCCAUCCAUCAUCAUUCUCCAAACACAAGAAAUCCGGUCAACACGAACCUCAGAGCCCAACAGAACAAAAUCCACAGUUGGGACAUACUUUGGCAGACACACGAAACCAUAUCAUUGCCGAUCAAUAUUCAGUAGAUCAACAAGAUCAUUCAAGUGAUGAGCAUCCUUCAGAAAACUUUAUCAACCUCGACAAGCCUGAUGAUAGCAUCUUCGAUGAUCUUAACAUCCCCGAUAAUGUUGUUGUUAACAUCGAAGAUAUUAAUCUUGAAAACUUUGACAACGAUAACCUUAAUGGUAACAUCUUCGACGAUGUCUCUCGUUUCUAAAUUUUAUAGCAAAAAAAAGAAAACUUGGUCAUGAAAAUCAACUUUCUUUUUUGUCUUGUAAGAAUUAUCUAAAGAUCUCAUAUAAAAAAAUUUUCCAUUGAAACUUUG